Molecule: messenger RNA, 2052 nt
Organism: Lathyrus oleraceus (garden pea)
Lineage: Eukaryota; Viridiplantae; Streptophyta; Magnoliopsida; Fabales; Fabaceae
Product: plant intracellular Ras-group-related LRR protein 9
Exons: 3
Coding region: 150-1715 (521 amino acids)
Cellular component (GO): cytoplasm
Molecular function (GO): protein binding
Source: RefSeq, a predicted model, not a curated record
AUAACCAACGCUAUCACACGCACCUCAACUCUUCAACGAAUUAGCUACCUAACAAUCCAUUAACCAAUCAACUCUCUUUAUUCUCUAAACUAUCGUUAUAUAAAUUUUAGUUGUGACUUCCUCUUGUUUCAUUUCAUACUCCAACAGCCAUGGAUCCCAACCCGGGGACAUUCCCCAUUCUCUCCUACGUCAUGUCCCGUCUACAAUCCUUCGGCGCCAGAUCUCCAACCCAUGAUUCCAAAUCCGAAUUCAAUCCCGAAAAACCACAACCCUCACAUCAUCCAUCAUCAUCAUCAUCUCCUUCUUCAAUCGUCGGCCAAAUGCCGAAUCUCACCGACCCAAAACUAUUGGCCUCCAUGACCCAAGCCAUCUCAGACGUCUCCCAAGCCCGAUCAGUCCUCAAACUCAUCGGCGACCGGCCCACACACGAGGAAGUUGACACCGCCAAGGCCAAACUGGUCGACCUCGAGGCCCAUUUAUUGCGCCAAUUGGAAGAGAUCGUGAGCCUCCCUAGGCCGCCUGAGAUCGACGAAAACCAAUGGCGGACUCAUGUUACCGAAAGAGAGACGAAGUGUAGAGAAUCUGCUGAAAAAGAGAAACGAGAUUAUAAGUCGCUGUUGCAAAGAGAUGAGAUGCAUGAUGCUUAUGAGAAGCUUCUUAAGGACGCGGAGACAAGGCUUGUGAAGAUUUAUGAAGAGGAUGAUGGUGGUAACGGUAAUGACGGUGACGUGGCGGAGGAUGGUGAAGGUGGAGAACAUGUUAGGAGGAUAUUGCAGGAGGCGCGUGAGCAAAAUGUUGAGCGAGUGGAUCUUAAGAGGCAACAUUUGAAAACCUUGCCGGAGGGCUUUUGCCAGAUUUCUUCUUUGGUGGUCCUCAAUCUCUCCACUAAUCAGCUUGUGGUGAUUCCUGACACAAUAUCUGGAUUGCAAAAUCUUGAGGAGCUUAAUAUCUCUACCAAUCUUUUGAAGUCACUUCCAGAUUCAAUUGGCUUCUUACAUAAGUUGAAAAUCCUCAAUGUCUCAGGAAAUAAGUUGACUCACCUUCCUGAUUCCAUCAGCCAGUGCAGAUCAUUGGUGGAGCUAGAUGCAAGCUUUAAUAGCCUAUCAUAUUUGCCAACAAACAUAGGAUUCGAAUUACAGAAAUUACAGAAGCUCCUGAUUAGUUUAAACAAGAUACGAUCCCUUCCGUCGUCUAUUUGCGAGAUGAAGUCAUUGCGCUGUCUAGAUGCUCACUUCAACGAGCUCCACGGGCUUCCUAGCGCAAUCGGGAAACUGACUAGUCUUGAAGUUCUCAAUCUGAGUAGUAACUUCAGUGACCUUCAAGAAUUACCAGAGACUUUCGGCGAUCUAAGUAGCCUUAAGGAAUUGGAUCUUAGCAACAAUCAAAUUCACGCACUUCCUGAUACAUUUGGUCGCCUCGAUAGUUUAACCAAGCUAAACUUGGAGCAAAACCCUAUUGAAUUGCCACCUAUGGAGAUUGUAAAUGAAGGUGUGCAAGCCAUUAAGUCCUACAUGGCCAAGAGGUGGAUUGAGUUAUUAGCAGAGGAAGAGAGGAAAAAGACGAUUGAGUUGCCAGAACAAGGACAGGGUGCUUGGUUAACACGAAGUGCGUCCUGGUUGAAGAAUGUUUCUGGAAAUGUAACUGAGUAUAUUGGAAGUAUCUCCCCGAGAUCCCCGAGAUCUCCGACUGAUCACUUUCUUAAUCAGCAACUAUGAGUUCAAGUGGUAGUCCAACAAACAUUGGGGACUAGGACUCUCAAAGCUACCUAAGGAGAAUGAAUGGUAGCAUAAUUUCCUUUUAAGCAUCUAGGAUAAUCACAGUUUUAUUUACAUGUGAUAGGCGGCGCAACAUCAGCAAUAACAACCACUAAACUUUAUCCCAACAAGUGAUAUUGGUUAUAUGAAUCGCUCAACAUCACCGAUAACAACAACCAAACUAUAUUCCAAUAAAUUAUAUUAGUCAUAUGAAUCAAUUUUCAGCAUAAUAUUAUAUCUAGAAUUAUAUGAUAGACAAAUGUGAAUUUUUUUACAUGUUAUUUGAGUUUUUUUCUUA